Venustampulla echinocandica is the source of this 1311-nucleotide messenger RNA. RefSeq lists its product as uncharacterized. Gene Ontology annotation, cellular component: cytoplasm; nucleus. The record is from RefSeq and is a predicted model, not a curated record. Bases 1 to 1311 code for a protein of 436 amino acids. Gene Ontology annotation, molecular function: protein-folding chaperone binding; protein folding chaperone. The transcript is spliced from 2 exons. NCBI's taxonomy places the organism in Eukaryota, Fungi, Ascomycota, Leotiomycetes, Helotiales, Pleuroascaceae.
AUGGCGCCGGCGCCAACUACAGAGGAUUAUUACAUGGUCCUUGAAGUAGUACAAACUGCUACGCCCAAGCAAGUCAUCCAAUCUUAUAAACGGCUGGCGCUGAAGCUCCACCCGGAUCGGAAUGCCAAGCACGAUGCUACUGAAGCUUUUCAGCGGCUCGCAAGAGCCUACGAGACAUUGAAGGACGAAAGCAAACGCCGAGCCUACGACAGUAUCUACCCCUCCAUAACACGAAGUUGCCCAUCUCCUCAAACCACACAAACACCUCGUCCGUCUCCUGCUUCGACUCCGCAAUCAGGAGCGCUCAGCGAAGCAGCGCAAAUCGCCGCACUUCAAAGAUCGAAGCAAGAACGCGGUGCACGAUGGUGGACCAAGAAGAAUGUCCUCGACUCCUCGAUCUUCGAGCUGCAGAGAUAUAUUCGGCGGUUGGAGCAAGAAAUCAAGAAUUUGGAUAGUAUUGUAGCUGCUGAGGCGGCGGAAGAGGCACGGAAGAAUAGUUGGGGGACAUGGUUGUUGUCUCCAAUAUAUAAGAGGGCAGAAGAUAGCGAGCAGGAGAAAGCAUGCAAGGAUAGGGAGAGGCAGGAGAGAAGAAUUGAGAAAGAUAUGAAGGAGAGGCGACUGGAGUUAAAGAAGGCGGACUUGAAGAAAGAGGAAAGCCUGUUACAAAAGGCGAAAGAGGAGGUGGAUGCGGCCGAUCUAGUCGAUAAUAGGAAGAUGCGAGUAAUUCAAGAUAGGAUAUGGGCCAGAGAAAAUCGGGAGAGGCAAGAGAGGGAGAGGGUGGAGAGAGAGAGAAUAGCAAGGAUUUGGAAGCAGCAGCAGGAGCAGCGGGAGAAACUAGAGCGGGAGGCGGCAGAGGCGUUGAGAAAACAACAGGCUAAGGAGCGGGAAGCAGCAGAGGCUUUGAGAAAACAACAGGCUGAGGAGCGAGCAGCAGAGCAGAAACAAAGAGAGGAACAGGCCAGGAAAUGGCAGAAGAUUAUCGAUGAUGAAACCAAAGAAUGCCGGGAACAAUACGCACAUCUCAAUAUCCCAGAGUGCUUCUUUACAGCUGAGGGAAGCACUCACCAGGCUUCCAGAUCAACCUGCCGCCACGACGGCUGGUGGCCAAAAGUACAAGGUCGUACAGCGUGCCCGGAGUGCUAUGAGGCUUGGACUUAUCUGCUGCAGUGCCCGCGCUGUAAGAUGAAGGCGUGUCCGAGAUGUCAAGGUGCCAUACGGCCGAGGAUGCCGCGUAAUACGGCGAGGACGAGUCGAAGAGCCCCUCCGAGGGCGAGAACUCCGAGCCCGGGUUAUUUUUACAAUAACUACUAA